UAAUUUUUCCACUCCCACCGCUUGAGAAGCAACCAGAACGCCGCCCACACGUGAAGCCUCACGUAACUCACCCCCCACCUCCCUUUAUUAACGCCGUCUUCCCCGAACCAAAUUCCAGAGAUCCAUAUCCAGAUAACAGAGAUUAAAGUUAACAAUGAGCGACGAGGUAAAAGACAAAUCGCCGGAGCACGCCGUGUUCUCCUCCGUCGAUUCCCCCCAGCAGAUCUCAGCCGCGCAGCCGAGUACCACCUCUGCGCCCCCAGACAACGUCGACGAAGACGAUGAUUUCGAGUUCGCAUUCGCGGUAGGGAACCAAGAAACCCACCCGCUAAUCACCGCCGACGAAAUUUUCUCCGACGGCCAGAUCCGCCCCAUCUAUCCCGUCUUCAACCGCGAUCUCCUCCUCACCUGCGACGAGGAGAAAUUAUGUCGGCAGCCCCUGUUCCAGCUCCUAAUCGAGGAUCGCGAGGUAUCGAUUUCCCAUUCUGAUUCGCCUUUAGGGCACGAUCUUGAAGGAAUCCCGCCCGGUAGCUACUGCGUCUGGAAGCCGGGUUCGCCGAAAUCGCCUGGAAUGGUACGGAAGAGCUCGUCGACGGGAUCAUCGCGCCGGAGGCGGAUUAGGGAUUUUGUGGUCGGUCGGAGCCAUAGCGAUGGGAAGGAGAAGUUCAUGUUCAUUGCGGCGGAGGAGAAGAGUUCGAUCAAGAAGGAAGUUGCAACGGAUGAAGGGAAGAGGAAGGGGCAGGAGAAGAAGGCGGCAGAGUUGGAUUUGAUAACUGCUCAUCGUGUGUUCUACGGCUCGAGCGGUAACCGAUCGACGGCGAGGGGCGGCGGAGCCGCCGGCCGGAAAUCGUAUUUGCCGUACAAACCCGAGAUAAUGGGUUUCUUCGCCAGAGUGAAUGGGAUCAGCCGUGCUCAACAUCCAUUUUAGAGCUUUUUUCUUAUAAAAUUUUUAU
Messenger RNA from Phalaenopsis equestris, 953 nucleotides. RefSeq lists its product as uncharacterized. Lineage: Eukaryota; Viridiplantae; Streptophyta; Magnoliopsida; Asparagales; Orchidaceae. The coding region runs from base 155 to 928 and encodes 257 amino acids. The record is from RefSeq and is a predicted model, not a curated record. The transcript has a single exon.